Molecule: messenger RNA, 981 nt
Organism: Ceraceosorus guamensis
Lineage: Eukaryota; Fungi; Basidiomycota; Exobasidiomycetes; Ceraceosorales; Ceraceosoraceae
Exons: 5
Coding region: 1-981 (326 amino acids)
Biological process (GO): RNA processing
Cellular component (GO): nucleolus
Molecular function (GO): RNA binding
Source: RefSeq, a predicted model, not a curated record
AUGCCUACCACCCCCAGCAGCAGCAGCAGCAGCAGCAGCAGAUUUGCCAAUGGCAGGGUCAAUGGGGUGAAUGGGCAAGGCGCGAGCGAUGUUGCAUCCAGCUCCAGCUCCAGCUCCAGCUCCAGCUCCAGCUCCAGCUCCAGCGCUUCAAACUCGUGCGCAGACUCGGACGAGGACGUGUCCUGUUCGGAGGAGCAUGACGAGGACGAGGAUGAAGAGGUGCAGCGAUUGUUCCGAGCUGCUCUUGCUGCUGAGCAAGCCAAGAGCGGAUCAAAGCGGAGCGCAGGCUUGGACGGCGAUGAGGAUCUGGUCAGUCUGAGCUUGCGCGGGCAUAGGCAUCCGCACGGAGGCGCGCACAGCAUGGACCAGUCGGCAGCGGAGCAGCAGCAGGACAAGCUGACAAGACACGAGAGCAAAGCCAAGCAAGAUGCGGUGGACUCGCACUUGGCCAAGCUGAGCGGUGGCAGGAGCGUGCCAGACGACUCUGGCAGGAAAAGGACGCGAGCAGAAAAGAGGCAGGCAAAAGUUAAACGAGCACAAACGGCCGGUCCCGGCUGGUACGGCAUGCCGGCAUUUCCGGGCGCGGACUCCAAAUCGGGCAGCGUGGGAGCGAGCACUUUGGCAGCUAGCAGGUACGCCACCAAUCCUAGGGGACGCACGGCGGAAGAGAUGCGAAGAGAAGUGCAGGCUAUCCGAUUGAGGAAUGCGCUGGAUCCAAAGAGGUUCUACAAGGGUGGAGGCAAGGUGGAGAAGGGCAUGCCAAAGUAUGCGCAGUUGGGGAGGAUCGUGGGCUCUGAGAUCGAACCUGGGUCCAUCUUGCCAAAGUACAGUGCGGGCACCUCGGCACUGGAAGAGGUCGUGAAAGAUUCAGAAGCUGCGGCUUAUGCCAAGCGCAAGUUCAACGAGCAACAAGAGAGGAACGCUUCGGGAGGCAGGGGAUACUUUAAAGCGAAGAGCAAGAAGCCUAGGCAUAGACGAUGA